Messenger RNA from Kazachstania africana CBS 2517, 2259 nucleotides. RefSeq names its product Vps72p (gene VPS72). Bases 1 to 2259 code for a protein of 752 amino acids. The record is from RefSeq and is a predicted model, not a curated record. Gene Ontology annotation, molecular function: ATP-dependent H2AZ histone chaperone activity. Gene Ontology annotation, cellular component: nucleus. The transcript has a single exon. Gene Ontology annotation, biological process: chromatin remodeling; regulation of DNA-templated transcription. NCBI's taxonomy places the organism in Eukaryota, Fungi, Ascomycota, Saccharomycetes, Saccharomycetales, Saccharomycetaceae.
AUGGAGGAACUACCAAGUGACUUUAGUGACAGUAGUGAUGAAAGUGUAGAAUUGUUAAUGACCACAAGAGAGCGCCGCUCAAAUGCUGGUAAUAAACUGAAAAAACUGCUGGAAGAAGAGUUAGAACACGAAAACAACGUGAAGGGCCAGUACCAGGAUAAUGAGGAUGAACUUGAUCUCUUAUUCCAAGAAGAUGAAGACGAUCAGGAUUUUGACUUUGAAUCGACAACUGUGAAAAAGAUAAAGACGGUGGGAGAGUACGAUGACUUAUUGUUCAGUGAGUCUGAGGAUGAGCCUGAAUCAAACUCAGCUAGUGAUGAAGAAGCUGAGCUAAGAAGACAAGAAAGGUUGCAAAAGAGAAAAGCUCAAAAGAAGAAAAGUAUGCCCGCUAUAAAGAGAACAGUGACAGCCAAUGACAGCGUUCAAGCAGCCAAGAAGAGGAAGAUGAUUAGUGAGGAAAUUAAUGCUGAGAGUUUGUUAAAAGCAACGAGACGUACAUCCAAGAGAACGUCAGUCGUGGAAAACAAACUGAAAGUUUAUGAAAGAUUAUCGAAGGCUGAAGAGAAAAGAAAGUUGAUCAAAGAGAAGUUAGAAAAGCAAAGGCAAUUAAAAGCAGAGCAUUUUAAAUCUUUAACACAGGAAGAUAGACUCAAUAUUGCAAAGGAAACCGAAAAGACAAAUUUAUUGAGCUUGAAUAAGUAUAGAGAGCAAGAAGUUUAUCAGAAGCAGAGGCGAUUAGCAUUACAAAAUCAGGCAAAACUGAACAGAUUCAGGCCUAAUGAAUUGAUUCUAGAAUACUUAUCAACAACGUGGACGGUAACCCCUUUUAUGGAGUUAGAAGACAGCAAGUACUGGACAUCUGAACUAUUAAGAAGAGAUAAGAUUUACAAUAAAAGACUAUAUCGAAGAAAAUAUUCCAGGAAGAAUAAAAUGAAAAAGCUUGAAGAGCAAAAGAAUGAAAGUAUGCAGAAUGAAAACGUUAGGUCCAACCCUGUUGAUGGACCGUCUGGGGACAAGAAGUUGGAUUUCCCGGAAAAGCGGGCUCUCACCUCAAAUGACGUGCUUAGAGAGUCUUCUGUGGAACCAAAUCAUAAAAAUGGGGGCGAACUUGGCAAUAAUUCUGAACCGUACAAAUCAGAAGCUGCUUUUAAUGAGCAUCACCCUGAUUCGAAACAGCCUCUGGAUAGACAGCCCAUUAAUGAAGGAAACUCAUUAUCUCAUGAAGCCUCUGUAGAUUCUAAUGGUUCGACUGAAAUAAGUAUGCAAGACAGUAAUUCUAUUUCUCAUGGACUAACCCUACAUAAUAGGCAGGCUUUUGAGGCAACCUCUGUAGAUGAGUAUCAAACUGAGGGAUCUAGAGAGGCUUUUACUGUUUUGCCUGAGAAAGAAAGUGACAAUGGUGGUGAAAGUUCCGCUGCUGGGCCUACGCUUGAGGCCUUAGAUAGUCAAACAAAGACAGCAGAAGACACAUACUCUUCAGUUCCUUUAAAACACGAAGACAUUGAUGAAAAGGGACAUGUCGGCAGUGUCAUUGCCGAUGGAAAGCAAGUAAAGUUUGAUAUAGAACCGCAGGUUAAUCUCAUCGAUGAUACUAUUUCACCUGCAAUAGAGAAUGAGGUAGAAGAGACGAAGGACACGAAUAAAUCUGAAGACAUACUGGUGUUCGAAGGACCCCUGCAACAAGUGGGUAAAAACUUUGUUACUGCUUUUUUUUAUUCCUCCAUGAUCAACCCUGAUACAAAAUACGAUAAAAAACCAACAUACAAUAUUCUUGGGGAGAAGAAGCCUGUAGUAGAACAGCUAAAGUUUGAACCAAUGUUACGAUCAAGGUUAGAGAUCGAAGAGGGCACAGAAUCGGCCUCUCAGCUUCAGUUGCCUAGCUUGGAUAUUUUAAAUAGCUUUCCUAAAUUUGGAGAGUUUGAUAGAAAGGUCAAAGAAGAUGUUAAAGUUGAAGAAAAUAAAGAUAACACGUUUAAGAUAAUUACUCCUGCACCCACUGGUAUUUAUGUCGCUUCAACCAAUAACACAAGUACAAACGUAAAGAAGAAAUGUCUCAUUAACAAUGACGACUGUCAUUACUUCGAUCCAAAAUUGGGUAUCCCAUAUUCAAAUUUGAAUAGUUAUAAGGUUAUUCAAAGAAUUCACCAGUGUCAGGAAGAAGGUGAGGAGAACUAUAAAUGGUUUGGGUUCAAAAAUGGUGGUCUUUUCCUGAAUACAACUCAGAAGCCGGCCAAAGGUGUGCCUGAAAAUUUCUAUUGA